UUCAUACUAGCUAGUAACCAUGAAGUUGCUAAAGCUCUUCCUUGCCCUCUCAACAGUAGCUGCCGUUACAGCUUUGCAUUUAGACAGUUACAAUGAAAAUUCAAACAGGCAAAGUGAACUCUCGUUGUCCGAAAUCCAAGAUGUGACUUCCUUACGAGGGGUUGGUCGCGUCCUGGCUCAGCAAAACCUGAUAGCCAAUCUGACAUGCAACAAAUUCCCUCGAAUUUGUCGAGUGAAGACAAGUCCAGGACCAGAUUGCUGCAACAAGAAAUGUGUUAACGUGAAGAAGGACCGAUUGAACUGCGGUAUGUGUGGGCACAAGUGCAAGUACACUGAAAUAUGCUGCAAGGGUCAGUGUGUGAACGCGUCUUUCGAUAAAAGAAAUUGCGGUGGAUGCAACAAGAAGUGCAAGAAGGGCGAAUUUUGUGUUUAUGGGAUGUGUAGCUAUGCAUGAUUGCUUCACAAACUGUAUAAUUUUCUGUUGUAUACAUCUUCUUGUUUCUGCAAAAUUGAGUCUCUUGCUUGCUCCAAAGAGCAUUCGGGUGCAUGUGUUGGCUCAUUAAUGUAUGUCACAUCACCACAUUAUGAGAGCAUAGUUGUAAUCUUACCACCGAGUUUAAAUGAGCAAAAAGUUUACAGUAGCAUAACCUUGCAA
Populus nigra (black poplar) is the source of this 655-nucleotide messenger RNA. Its product is annotated as stigma-specific STIG1-like protein 1. The record is from RefSeq and is a predicted model, not a curated record. Lineage: Eukaryota; Viridiplantae; Streptophyta; Magnoliopsida; Malpighiales; Salicaceae. The transcript has a single exon. The coding region runs from base 20 to 454 and encodes 144 amino acids.